Molecule: messenger RNA, 3577 nt
Organism: Molossus molossus (Pallas's mastiff bat)
Lineage: Eukaryota; Metazoa; Chordata; Mammalia; Chiroptera; Molossidae
Gene: ITPRIPL2
Product: ITPRIP like 2
Exons: 1
Coding region: 1-1599 (532 amino acids)
Source: RefSeq, a predicted model, not a curated record
AUGUCGGUGCAUUACACCCUCAACCUGCGGGUCUUCUGGCCCCUGGUGACUGGCCUGUGCACCGCCUUCGUGUGCCUCUACCAUGUCCUGCGAGGGAGUGGGAGCAGCCGGGCCGAGCCCCCCGACGGCGCGGACGGCGGCUUCCCGCUGCUCAAGAUAUCUGUCCUGCUCCUCCUCGGCUACAUCCUCUUACGCUGUCGCCACGCUGUCCGCCAACGCUUCCUGCCCGGGUCUCCCCGCCUGGGGGACCGCUCCGCCUUCCCUCCAAGACACUUCCAGGAGCCGAGCCUCGGCAUCUUGCUGGAGAGUUACUACGAGCACGAGGUGCGCCUGUCGCCACACGUGCUGGGCCACAGCAAGGCACACGUGAGCCGGAUCGUGGGCGAGCUGGUGCGGGCUGGCCGCGCCCGGGGGUCCCCAGGCCCCAUUCCCGGGGGGACACUGGCCUUGGCCUUCCGCGGAGAUUUCAUCCAGGUGGGCAGCGCCUAUGAGCAGCAUAAAAUCCGCCGGCCCGACGCCUUCGACGUGCUGGUGCCGUUGCGCCUGCCGCCGCUGGUGGCGCUGGAGCCGCAGAGCCUGGGAGCCCAGCCCGCUUUGGCCCCGGCCUUUCAUGGCUGCUUUGUGUGUGCACUCAAGGCGCCGCCGGGCACCUCGGGGGGUCACUGGCUCCGGGAUUGCAAACCCUUCGCCGAAGGCUUCUGUGUGGACGUGCGUGGGCGGCGCCACCUCUCGGCCACCCUGGUGCUGCGCUGGUUCCAGUCACAUCUGCAGCGCUCCCUGGCCACAGUGCGCUACAGCCUGGAGGGCCGCUGUCGGGUCACUCUGACCCCCGGCGGCCUGGAGCAGCCUCCCACUCUGCACAUCCUGCCCUGCCGCACCGAUUAUGGCUGCUGCCGCCUUUCCAUGGCCGUGCGACUCAUUCCUGCCGUCCAUUUGGGCGACGGCGUCUUCCUCGUAGCUCCACCACCAACAUCCUUGCCCGUCGGGCCCCUGUCAGAGCUCCCCGGAGGCCUGCGUGCUGAUGCACUGUGGGGCGUGAACACAGCCCGCCAGGAGCAGAAGCUGCUGGGUUGGCUGCAGGAACGGGCCCCUCCGGGUGCCUGCUACCUCAAGUGCCUGCAGUUGUUUAAAGCCCUGCGAGAUCUGGGCGCCCGCGGGCUGGACCCAACGGCGGCCACCCAGUGGGGACGCAUCCUAUCCUCAUACGUGCUCAAGACGGCACUGCUGGCGGUGCUGUUGCGAGAGGGAGCUCCGGAGCAAGGCUGGGAUGAGGCUCACCUGAGCAAGCGCUUGGAACAGUUAGUGCGGUUUCUUCGGGACUGCCUGCUGCAACGCCGGACACUCUUCCACUCUGUCCUGGGCCCUGGCGGGGUGGCAGUCGAAGUGGGCCCACUGCCCAAGGUACUGCGUGAAGCCGCCCCAGUUGACCUCUUGGCUGCUUUCGAUGGACGCGCCCGGGAACUCGCAGCUGCACGGUUGCUGUCCACAUGGCGCAGGCUGCCGCAGCUUCUUCGGGCCUAUGGGGGUCCCCGCUACCUUGCCAGGUGCCCUGCACCCCGGAGUCAGCGAACCCAGGGCUUCCCUAAAGAUGAACCAUAAACCCGACAGUGCCCCUGGCCUAAUGCUCCUAAAGCCUCUCCCACCAGGUGGGGGUGGGGGUGGCAGUGCAGCCCGUCCAACUGCAGGAAGAGGGGCUGCAGAAGGUGUUGGAAAUUUGGAGGAUGACAUUUGAUGGCUUAAAUGUCACCCUUGUGUCAACAAUCCAGUAUACUUGUAGCAUCUUCCUCACACCCACCAGAGUGCCACAGGCAGGCUCUGGUAAGACAUCCAACAGCAGCAGCUAAGAAUUGGUCCAAAUGUUGGUUUUUUGGUGGAAUGAUUUUGUGGAAGGAUCCCUGGUUUUAGGGAAGUCCAGUGAAGGAAGUGAGAACUAGCAGCAGGGAAAGGUCCUUCUGUUGGUUUUUGAGAUGCAUCUCUCUGGCCCUCAAAUUUAAAGAAGUUAAUGUUUUUUUGGUGCAACUAAUUGCUAGGUCCUGGGUUCCUGAUUGACUUUUAAAAUAAUAUGACUAUCUACAACUGGAAUUGAAGUUCUAUUCUAGGGGCUACUCUGCUGAGGAACAUAGUUUCCACUCUUCAAGUUAAUAUUGAUGUAUUUUUAAAUGGUGCAAUCAUGGGUAUUGGAUGGGAUUGUGAAGAAGUCAGUCACACAGGUUGAAAGGCAUUCAGGAGUGGGUUAGAGUAACUUCCAGAGCAAAUAGCACUUUAUUUUGAUAAAUUCUUUUGUUUUGUGGUAAUUGCUAGUGCCAAGUAUUGCAUCUGAAAGGGAGGCUACGUUUGCUACUAAGAAAUGUGCAGUCUUGAAAAGUAGGCUUGCUUUAUUUACAUCCCUACAGGCACACGCCAGAAUGUGUACCAGUCAACACCCAUUCACUACGCACAUCCUGUGAGCCAGCCAGGCACAAUGCAAAGUAGCAUCAAAGUGCAUGUUUAAGACAACACCAGUGAGGGCGGAAAACAUGUUGGGUCUCGAGAAAGAUACAGUCUUUGCCUAUCAAGGUGACUGGGACUUGCUGCUGGCUGGAGACAGAAACCUUUUUUAGUUUUAAGGCUUUUAAGCAAACUCCUUUGCACGAGAUUUCUUUCUCAGUUUAAUGAGAGAAUGAAGAGGAAAUGCCUACUGUAGUGCCUAGCAUGAAGUUAGUGCUCUUACUGCUCAGUAAGGGUUAGUGGUUAGAAAGUUAUUCUCCCAUCGCCCAAGCUGCCUUUUAGUGGUCCUAAGGCAAGUUGGAAGAGUGGUUGUCAGCACAGGUCUUGCAAAGCAUUUCACUUCUGUCUAGUUCAGUAUCUGGGCUCUGUACUUGAAGAUCAGCGACUCCCUGAUAAGUCAGCAAAGGAGAAAACAGUGGAGGAGAGCAAGAGGAGAUGGGUGGAAAUAAAGGGAGAUAGUCCUUGUCAGCAGUCAGCUCUUUUUUUGUCACCAGGUUGGGUGUAUUUUGCAGCUGGGAGGAGCUCAUUCUGAAAUCCCUCCUUGUUCUUCCAAAUUUCUAACAGCCCACAAUUCCAAGUUUAGAAUGGUCCAUCAUAUGCUCGCCUAAUAGAAAAUGCAGUCAGUUCCAGUGUUAUACUUUGGGAUUUUUUUUUUUUUUUAAACAGACAUGUACUCCCUUAGACUCUUAAAGCUAAAACUUGGAAAACAGAAGUAACCACCUGAAUAGGGCCAUUGUUUAAUUUCUGAAUUUUUUUAAGGGAACUCUUUAAACUUUCUUUAGGGGACCUACUUGGCCACUACAGGAAAUCAGUGUGAAUAAAUGAUUUAUAGGAAAUCCUCAUCAGAGCUGUAGAGACUUCUUAUAGCCUUUACAACCUUGGAUGUAAGAGAAACAGUUGCUAAUGUUGUGCUUUCUCUUUGAGGAUGUUUUUGGUAGAGUUCCCCUUGAUACCACAAAGGUCAUUCCUGGCUUUUGAGGUCAGUGUUAGGUUAUAAGGAACUGCAUUUAGCGAAGGGAUCAGUCUACCAACUUUCUGCCAAGAUAUAAACUGCACAGUGCUGUUUGUUUGCUUGUUUUUUAAUCCUCAC